This is a messenger RNA of Gopherus flavomarginatus (Mexican gopher tortoise), 1017 nucleotides long. RefSeq names its product retinol dehydrogenase 7-like. The transcript has 4 exons. The coding region runs from base 64 to 1017 and encodes 317 amino acids. NCBI's taxonomy places the organism in Eukaryota, Metazoa, Chordata, Testudines, Testudinidae. The record is from RefSeq and is a predicted model, not a curated record.
AGCAGGGGCUGUUUAACUCCAUCCACAGUCAAACAAGCCGCCCCCCAGAGUCCGCCUGUGAGGAUGUGGCUGUACCUGGCCGCCCUGCUGGGGCUGUACUUCCUGCGCCGAUGGUACCGGGAGCGGCAGAGUGUCGAGGGCCUCCCGGAGAAAUACGUCCUGAUCACCGGCUGCGACUCCGGCUUCGGGAACCUGCUGGCCAAGCAGCUGGACACGCGGGGCCUGCGGGUGCUGGCGGCUUGUCUCACCGAGCAGGGCGCGAAGCAGCUGAGGAAGGCGACGUCGGAGCGGCUGCAGACGGUGAUCCUGGACGUCACCCGCACCGACAGCAUCGCCGCGGCCACCGCCUGGGUGAAGGAACGAGUGGGGGACAAAGGGCUCUGGGGCCUGGUGAACAAUGCGGGGAUCGCAGUCCCCACGGCCCCGAACGAGUGGUUGACCAAGGACGACUUCGUCAAGGUGCUGGAUGUGAACCUGAUCGGCCUGAUCGAGGUGACCCUCAGCUUCCUGCCCCUGGUGAAGCGAGCCAGGGGCCGGGUCGUCAACGUGGCCAGCACGAUGGGGCGCGUGGCCACGAUUGGAGGGGGCUAUUGCCUGUCCAAGUACGGGGUGGAGGCGUUCUCUGACAGUCUCCGGCGGGAGCUCCUCCCUUUUGGGGUCAAGGUCUGCAUCAUAGAGCCGGGCGCCUUCAUGACGCAGAUCAUAAAUACCCAGCUCUUGCAAAACAUGGUGAAGGAGGUGUGGGGCCGGGUCCCCUCCGAGAUCAAAGAGUCGUACGGACAGCGCUACUUCGACGCCUAUUACGAGCGAUCCCCACAGCAUGCAGCCACUGCCAGCCCCAACCUCUUCCUGGUCACCGACUGUAUGGAGCAUGCGCUGACGGCCCGCCACCCCCGCACCCGCUACUCCGGGGGCUGGGACGCCAAGCUGUAUUUCAUCCCGGUCUCCUACUUGCCAGCCUGGUGCCAAGACUUCCUGCUGACUCUCCGGCAGCCCAAACCAGCCCAUGGCAUCUAG